AUGGCCUUUGUUCUUGGUGCUGCGCCGGUUGGUGCUGACUGGGGCAGGAGAAUGGAGAAAAGGUCGCCGAGCAGGUCGUCUCCUGAAGGCCUGAAGGGCCAGCAGCGGCCAUGGACUAGCACGGGUGUGGGGCAUCGAUCAGCUAGCACCCACCUCCCACCUACAACCAUGGCUCCGCAGUUCCACAUGGAGGCACUGCUUCCGAGCUCGAUCUCGCCAAAGAUCAGCACCAUCCUCCAAUCUCACGUCUACCCACGAGUCGGCCACGUCUUCCGCGCACUCGCGAGGUUCAAGUCCUUGCUCCUUGGCGCCCUCGGCAAGACGAAGAGGGGCGCGCCAAGGCCCUGCAGCAAGCAGCACGCCAACAGCUACCGCUCGAGGUCGAAGAAGAGGAACAAGAAGCCGCAUUUCACCUGGUCUGGCGGCUCGCCGGCUCGGGCGGAGGAGCUGGACGCGUGGUCGUGCUACGACCACGAGUCGACGUGGAACGUGGUGGUCCCGGCUCCGGCCGGGGUGGAGGGCGGCAGCGAGGACGGCACGGCCGAGUACUGUGGGUACCUGUGCUGGCUCGAGGAGGAGAAGCCAGAUGACGUACUGGUUGUGGAAGAAGCCGAAGAUUUCGACGGCGCCGGCGAAGGGAAUGGCGUGAAUGAGAUCGACAGGCUCGCGGAGAAGUUCAUCGCGAGGUGCCAUGCCAAGUUCUUGCAGGAGAAGCAGGAGUCGUACCGGAGGUAUCAGGAGAUGAUUGCCAGGAGCAUGUGA
Molecule: messenger RNA, 762 nt
Organism: Phragmites australis (common reed)
Lineage: Eukaryota; Viridiplantae; Streptophyta; Magnoliopsida; Poales; Poaceae
Exons: 2
Coding region: 1-762 (253 amino acids)
Source: RefSeq, a predicted model, not a curated record